AUGUUUGUAGAAGAUAAGAAGAACUUGCAAAAGAAGAAGUCGAAGCAAGAUUUUCGACAGAUUUACUUCUACGAAUUUUCUCUCGGCACUAACGCAGCCAAAACGGCUAGGAAGAUCAACUUAGUAUGGGGAGAAAGUGUCAACGAAUCCACCGUGCGUCGUUGGUUCCAAAAGUUUAGAAGUGGCGAUACACAUCUCGAAGAUAAGGAAGGGCGCGGACGUCCCACUCACUUUGACGAGGAUCGUUUGAAAGCUAUAGUAGAGAAUGAUCCCCACCUAUCAACGAGGGAGAUAGCAGAGGACCUUGGUGUUGGCCACGCUACAGUUGGAUCGAAUUGA
Cylicostephanus goldi is the source of this 339-nucleotide messenger RNA. Lineage: Eukaryota; Metazoa; Nematoda; Chromadorea; Rhabditida; Strongylidae. The record is from the annotation of a GenBank genome assembly.